Pipistrellus nathusii (Nathusius's pipistrelle) is the source of this 2589-nucleotide messenger RNA. Lineage: Eukaryota; Metazoa; Chordata; Mammalia; Chiroptera; Vespertilionidae. The record is from the annotation of a GenBank genome assembly.
AUGGAGCUCCCGGCGCUGCUCGCGGCCCGCGGGGCUCAGGGCGGCGGCGCCGGCGGCCCGGGCAGCGGCGGCCGCGGCCCCGGCGCCCCCGACCCGCGGGCCGGCGCGGCCCCCCGCCGCCUGCUGCUGCUGCGGGGCCCGGGCGCCGGCGCGCGGCGGCCGGAGGCGCGGGCCCCGCGGGGCGGCCCCAGCCCGCUGGCGCCCAGGCCCGGGCCGGCGGGCGGCGAGGACGUCUUCCUGGUGCUGCUGGAGCCGCUGGGCGGCCCGGCCGCGGGGCCCGCGGGGCGGCCGCGGGCCGGGCCCCGGGGGGGCGGCGGGCUGCGCGGCGGCGGCGGCGGCGGCGGCGGCGGCGGCGCGAGCCCCGCGCCCGGGCCCCGCGGCCUGGCGGCGCUGCCCGCCGCGCUGCCCGGCCCGGCCGCGGCCCCGGCCCCGCUGCCCGCGCCCGGCCUGCCCGCCGCGGCCUUCGCGGGCGCCGUGACCCUGCACAGCCCGGGGCUGCUGCUGCGCUUCGAGAACGGCCUGCUCACCCUGGCCGCGCCCCCGGGCCCGCCGCCCGCCUGGGCCCCGGGGGCCGCGCCCGCCGCGCCGCCCGCCAACCCCGGCCCCGGCGCGCCCCAGGCCGGCGCCCCGCACGCCGCGCAGCCCCCGGACUGCCCCGACCGGCCGCCCGACCUGCUGCUGGCCGAGCCCGCCGAGCCGCCCGCGCCGCCGCCCGCGCCCGCGCCCGCGCCCGCCGCCCGCGAGGAGCCCGAGCCCGAGGCCCCGGCCCCGGGCCCCGCCGCGCCCGGGCCCUGCGCGCCGCCCCCGCCCCCCGCCACGGCCCCCGCCACGGCCCCCGCCCCCGGCCCCGGCCCCGGCCCCGGCCCCGGCCCCGGCCCCGGCCCCGGCCCCGCGGGGCUGCUGCUCUACCUGUGCCCCGAGGCGCAGUGCGGCCAGACCUUCGCCAAGAAGCACCAGCUCAAGGUGCACCUGCUGACGCACGGCGGCCGCCAGGCCCAGCGCCCCUUCAAGUGCCCGCUGGGCGGCUGCGGCUGGACCUUCACCACGUCCUACAAGCUCAAGCGGCACCUGCAGUCGCACGACAAGCUGCGGCCCUUCGGCUGCCCGGCGCCCGGCUGCGGCAAGAGCUUCACCACCGUGUACAACCUCAAGGCGCACAUGCGGGGCCACGAGCAGGAGAGCUCCUUCCGCUGCGACGUGUGCGAGGACCGCUUCCCCACGCAGGCCAAGCUCAGCGCGCACCAGCGCAGCCACUUCGAGCCCGAGCGGCCCUACCAGUGCGCCUUCUCGGGCUGCAAGAAGACCUUCAUCACGGUGAGCGCCCUCUUCUCGCACAACCGCGCCCACUUCCGCGAGCAGGAGCUCUUCUCCUGCUCCUUCCCGGGCUGCAGCAAGCAGUACGACAAGGCCUGCCGCCUCAAGAUCCACCUGCGCAGCCACACGGGCGAGCGGCCCUUCCUCUGCGACUUCGACGGCUGCGGCUGGACCUUCACCAGCAUGUCCAAGCUGCUGCGCCACAAGCGCAAGCACGACGACGACCGCCGCUUCCUGUGCCCCGUGCAGGGCUGCGGCAAGUCCUUCACGCGCGCCGAGCACCUCAAGGGCCACAGCAUCACGCACCUGGGCACCAAGCCCUUCGUGUGCCCGGCCGAGGGCUGCGCCGCCCGCUUCUCCGCGCGCAGCAGCCUCUACAUCCACUCCAAGAAGCACCUGCAGGACGGGGCCGCCUGGAAGAGCCGCUGCCCCGUGGCCGCCUGCAGCAAGCUCUUCACCUCCAAGCACAGCAUGAAGACGCACCUGGCCAAGCGCCACCGCCUGGGCCCCGACCUGCUGGCCCAGCUGGAGGCCGCCAGCGCCCUCACGCCCAGCAGCGAGCUGGCCAGCCAGGCGCACGGCGACCUCAGCGACGCCGAGCUGGUGGCCCUCUUCUCCGCCGACGGGCCCGGCGGCGGCGGCGGCGGCGCCGGGCAGCCCGGGGCGGCCGCGGUGCUGGACACGGCCCUGGUCAACUCGGGCAUCCUCACCAUCGACGUGGCCUCCGUGAGCCCCACGCUGGCCGGGGGCCUGCCCGCCGCCGCCCCCGCCGCCGCCGCCCCCGCCGCCGCCGCCGCGGGCGGUCCCGGCGGCGCCUCCCUCGGGCAGCCCGUGGACCCCCGCGCCCUGCUGGCCACCAGCGACCUGCCCCAGAGCCUGGACACCUCUCUGUUCUUCGGGACGACGGCCACCGGCUUCCAGCAGAGCCCCCUGGACGUGGACGACGGGGCCGGCGCGGGCGCGGGGGGGCCCCUGGGCUCGCUGGGCUCCCUGGCGCUCAAGACCUGCAGCCAGGAGCCGCAGGCGCUGACCCCCAGCAGCAAGCUGACCGCCGACGCGGACGCGCUCACGCCGUCCAGCACCCUCUGCGAGAGCAGCGUGUCCGAGCUGCUGGCGCCCAGCAAGGCCGACUGGGCCGUGCACCCCGACCCGGACUUCUUCGCGCAGGACGACGAGGACGACAGCCAGUUCGGCUUCCCGCACCCCGCGGGGAGCCACGGCUGCCCCAAAGACACGGACCUCAUGGCGGUGGCUGGCGCCUCCUUCUUGGUAUGA